Molecule: messenger RNA, 3140 nt
Organism: Brassica oleracea var. oleracea
Lineage: Eukaryota; Viridiplantae; Streptophyta; Magnoliopsida; Brassicales; Brassicaceae
Product: E3 ubiquitin-protein ligase BRE1-like 2
Exons: 19
Coding region: 102-2756 (884 amino acids)
Cellular component (GO): nucleus; HULC complex
Molecular function (GO): ubiquitin protein ligase activity
Source: RefSeq, a predicted model, not a curated record
AAACAAUAAUCAGUCGACUUGAAUUUGAUUCUCCGGCGAACUCUCCGAACCUCCGUGUAAUCCCUGAGAACGAGUCAUUAUCGAUUUAGGGUUUAGGUGUUAUGGAGAGCCAGGACUCGGACGAGCCGAUGCAGAAGAAGCCUCAUCUUCUGGACUCCGUCUCUCCGACCGCCACGGCCCCUAACUCUUCGCCGUCUCAUCCCGUCGCUAAAAGUGUUGAUGCGACGGUUCUACAGUUACAGAAUCAGAAGCUUGUGCAGCAGUUAGACCUGCAGAAGAAACGUAUGUACGAUGUUGAGACUAAGAUUCAUGAGUUGCAUCUCAAUCAAAGCUCUUAUGAUGACCAGCUUAUCUCUGUUAACCGGCUCUGGAACCAGUUGGUAGAUGAUCUGGUCUUGCUUGGAGUUCGAGCUGGAGCCAAUCAAGAGGCUCUUAAAUACUUGGACAUUGCAGAUAAAAAGCGAGGUUCAGUUCCGCCAUGUGCUGCUGACGAAAUGUUUCUGUGUAGACUUCUUGAAGUAGAUUCCAUAGGUGCUAGUAAUAGUGAUGAGGUAGUGAGAAAGGUUGAAGAAGCUCUUUCUCUACGUCAUUCCUCUACAGUAGAGUUGAUGGGAGUCUUUGAAAACACCAUUGCUACUCAGAGGACUAAAGCUGAAAGCAUAUCACAGAAUUUACAGGCUGUGAAAUCUGCAGAAGACGCCACUGUUCAGUUGUCUAACAUUAACGAUUUAAUGAAAGAGGAGGCCAGAAACUUGCGUGAGAUGAUUGACGCUUUAAAUGCGAGGCACAAAGAACAGACUGAGCAGAUUCAAGCGUAUGUAAGCAGCCAUUCAACAGAUCAAUCCGAGCUUAAACACCUCAAAGGUGAACUGGAAGAGAUCAAGGCUGAGCUUGAAGAGAAUAGACGAAAAUUGAUAAACCUGAAAAUGCAAAAGGAUGCAGCAUGUGAAGGUCAUGUAACAUCAUCACCAGCAGUAGCUAAUGGAAGCGUUUCUCCUGAGAAGCCUGUAGAUAAAACGAAGUUGCGUGAAUUGAAGGACUCAAUUGAUGAAAUAAAGAUAGUGGCAGAAGGUCGUCUCUCUGAGCUCCAAGCUGCACAAGAGUAUAAUCUUUCCUUGUCAAGACAGUGUGAAGAUAUUGAGAAUGAACUAAAGGAUGACCAGUAUAUAUACUCGUCUAGACUGUAUAACUUGAUCAAAGAGCAACUUCAUCACUGGAACGAUGAUGUGGAUCGGUAUAAACUUUUAUCCGAGGCCGCUCAGGCUGAAAGGUCCUUUGUAAUGAGACGAGAGAAGGACCUAAAUCAAAGGGAAGAAUCCCUAGAGGCAGCUAAACAGAAGAUAACUACUGUUGGUUCUCGAAUUGAAGUGCUGGAACAGAAGCUGCAGAGUUGUAUAGUUGAAAAGAAUGGAUUGGAGCUUGAAACAGAAGAAGCUAUCCAAGACUCUGAGCGGCAAGAUAUUAAAAGAGAGUUUAUUACAAUGGCAUCAACGUUGUCUAAAGAGAUGGAAAUGAUGGAAGCGCAGUUGAAACGGUGGAAGAACACCGCACAUGAUGCUCUUGACCUGCGUCAACAAGCUCAGUCGCUGAGAGUUUCGUUAAGUAACAAGGCAGACGAACAGAAGGGUUUAGAGGAUAAAUGUGCUGAACAGAUGGCGGAAAUUAAAUCUCUCAAGGCUCUAAUUGAAAAACUGUUGAAAGAGAAGUUAGAGUUGCAAAAUCUAGCAAGCAUAUAUACUCGUGAGUGUAAUGAUGAAAGUUUCAGAGGAUUAGCAGAAAUCAAGGAAUCACAACGGAAAGCUCAGGCUCAGGCUGAGGAGCUGAAAAACGCUUUAGAUGAACACUUUCUUGAGUUGAGAGUGAAAGCAGCUAAUGAGACUGAAACUGCUUGCCAAGAACGACUUGCGACCGCAAAGGCUGAAAUCGCUGAAUUGAGGACUCAGUUAGAUAUUUCUGAGAGGGAGGUUUUGGAACUUAAGGAAGGUAUCAAAGUUAAAGAGCAGGAGGCAGAGGCUUUGAUUGCUGAAAUGGAGACUGUUGGUCAAGCCUAUGAAGACAUGCAAACACAGAACCAACAUUUGUUGCAGCAGGUGGCUGAGCGUGAUGAUUAUAAUAUCAAGCUUGUUUCCGAGAGUGUCAAGACAAAGCAUGCUUACAACACACACUUAUCUGAGAAGCAAGUAAUGGAAAAGCAGCUCCAAAAUGUUAAUGCAUCAGUAGAGACUCUAAAAGCAAGGAUUGCACAUAGUGAGGAACAGAUGAAAGGCUGUUUCGCUGAGGCUUAUAAACUAAUUCAAGAAGAUCGUCACCUCGUUCUCAGUCUCGAAACCGCCAAGUGGGAAUUAGCUGAUGCUGAAAAGGAGUUCAGGUGGAUCAAAUCGGCUGUUUCUUCAUCCGAAAAGGAAUAUGAACAGAUCAGCAGGAGGACAGACGAAAUCAAACUGGAAUUGGAUGAUGAAAGGAGUGAGAAGAAGAAGCUUGAGGAAGAGCUGAUGGAGUUGAACAAGGAGCUUGAAGAGUUGGGUUCUGAGAGUGUAGAAGCUGCAACACUCAGACUCCAGGAAGAAGUUAAAAAUUGCAAAAACAUCCUCAAGUGUGGCGUUUGUUUUGAUCGGCCUAAAGAGGUGGUAAUCAUGAAAUGUUUUCAUCUCUUCUGCAAGCAAUGCAUCCAACGAAGCUUAGAGAUCCGACACCGGAAAUGUCCAGGCUGUGGCACCGCCUUUGGCCAGAGUGACGUCCGAGUUGUCAAAAUGUAAAACAGACAAGAGAGACACAUGGUGUUAGUACAUAACACACUUAACUACUUAAGGUCCACAAUCUCAUCUUUUACCUGCCACUCUUCAAUAAUAUAUUGUAUGGGAAAUGGUGGCCUCUUCUGUGGAUGUGUUGGUUAAGAUAUAACCACCAAAUCUCUGUGUUUCCAGCUAAGUCGGUGAUGAGAAGUUAGGUGUGGCAUCUUUAUGGAGAGAGUGUAGUUUUUAAGUAUUUUGACAGUAGUGUGUUUUUUUUUGUGUUGCCUCCAUUUAUGCCUUCGUUUAAUGACAUGGGGACCGACAAAGACAUCACAAAUAGGCCAGAGCAGUAAGAUAAUAUUGCAUCUUUGCAAUUUGCAGUGAAACUUCUCAUGCUUUGUUGUGGAA